Chondrus crispus (carragheen) is the source of this 2346-nucleotide messenger RNA. RefSeq lists its product as hypothetical. Gene Ontology annotation, biological process: siderophore transmembrane transport. Gene Ontology annotation, molecular function: siderophore uptake transmembrane transporter activity. Gene Ontology annotation, cellular component: cell outer membrane. Lineage: Eukaryota; Rhodophyta; Florideophyceae; Gigartinales; Gigartinaceae. The record is from RefSeq and is a predicted model, not a curated record. Bases 1 to 2346 code for a protein of 781 amino acids. The transcript is spliced from 2 exons.
AUGCCGUUCCCGUUUGAUGCCGUCUCUGGCGUUGCCGUGGAACUGGCGCCGAUGAGUGUUGUUUACGGCGGCUUCUCGGCCUGUAAUAUCAACGCGGUCACGAAAUCCGGACGCAACGAGUUGUUUGGCUCGGUGUUUAUUGAUUUCACCGGUGAUUCGUUCCAGGGUGAUUCGCUGGAAGGUGACAAUCUGGCGGUCGCCGACUACGACGAGACCCGCUACGGUUUCGAACUCGGUGGCGCGUUUAUUCAGGAUAAGCUGUUCUUCUACGCGGCUUACGAGCGCUACGAUGGCGUCGAUUUCAACAACCGCGGUGCUCAGGGCAGUGGCGCGGUAAACGAAGUUUUGGUCUCGCAAGCCGAGUUGGACGAAAUCGCCCAGAUUUCCCGUGACGUUUACGGAUUCGAUCCCGGCACGAGUACACCAGGUACGUUCGACUUCGAAGACGAAAAGUACAUUGCGAAGCUGGAUUGGUAUGCCUCGGACACCCAGCGUGUUUCUGUGACGCACAUGUAUAACGAUUCGUUCAAUGCCACCGAGUCUGACGGUGAGGCGGUCGAGUUCGAGUUUUCGGACCAUCUGUACAACCGCGGUGCCGAGCUGUCCUCUUCAAUCAUCAGCCUGUACUCCGAUUGGACACCGGACUUCUCGACCGAACUUCGAAUUUCCCGCAGUGAUGUGGACUUCCUGCAGCAGCCGCGUGCCGGCAACGAUUUCGGCGAAAUCCGGGUCGAGCUGGAUGACGUCGACGUGUAUCUAGGCGGUGACGACAGCCGACAUGCCAAUGGUCUGAAUUAUACGGUCGAUCAGCUUGUGGCUCGUGGUCGCUAUCAGUACGAGGACCACACCAUCACGUUCGGGGUUGAGCGCGAAGCGUACGAUAUUUUCAACCUGUUCUAUCAGCACGUGGAUACAGAGAUUCGAUUUGGCGGUGCUGAUAGCGCUGAAGCUAUUGAGAACUUCCGCAAUGGCCUGGCGGACCGCGUUUAUUACGGCAAUGCGAUCAGCAAUAACGAGGCCGAUAUUGCUGAAUCGUUCGAGUACGCCAUCAACUACUUCUUUGUUCAGGAUGAGUGGCAGCUUAGCGAUCGUCUUGCGGUAACCUACGGUUUACGCUAUGACCAUUACACGACCGAUGAUGCGCCGAACCUGAACCCGGAUUUUCAGGCCAGCUACGGCUUUGGCAACAACGAAACACUGGAUGGCAGAGACUUGUUGCAACCGCGUUUCGGCGUCAGUUUCGACUACUCGGAUACCUUAAGUUUCCGUGGCGGUGUUGGCUUGUUCUCUGGCGGUAAUCCGAACGUUUGGUUGUCGAAUACGUAUAGCAACACGUCCACCACAGCCGUUCAGGCCCGUAUCGACGCCGGUGUACCGGUGCAAGGCCCGGGGUACUGUGUGCCGCAGAAUAUCGCGGAUGUCGUCGCAGCCGGCGAUGGCAGCAACUUCGAGAUCAACUUCCUGGAUCCGGAUUUCGACAUACCGAGCGAGUGGAAAUUUACCGCGGGACUGACCUGGCUGGCGCCACAAGACUGGACCGUAACAGCCGAUGUGCAAAUUACUCGCGGCAACGAUACGGCAAUCUACAAACGCGCCGAUCUGGAGCGAACUGGAACCACUGCGGCCGGCUACCCGAUCUACGAAAGUCAGCGUGAGGCCGCAUUCGUGCUCACUAACUCUAGUAAUGGUAAUGAAUCAGAGUCGAUCUCGUUUGGCGCCUUCAAAAGCUGGGAUAACGGCAUCGACCUGCGCAUGGGGUACGCGUGGACACAGGCGGAAGAUGUGAAUCCGAUGACGUCAUCAGUCGCGUUCUCUAACUACAUUAACCGUGCGUUCGUGGACCCGCAGGCCGACGAUCUGGCACCUUCAAACUGGGCUAUUGAGCACCGCCUGACGGCUGUAAUGAACUACUCCAAGGCAUUUUUCGGCGACUAUGAGACGCGGGUAUCGCUGUUCGGACAGUACAACUCCGGUAUUCCAUACAGCAUCACAUUGGACGGUGCUGGCGGCACCAUCGGUGCAUUCGGAUUUCAGCCGUUCCUGGAUUUUGAACAGAACGUGUUGCCCAUCGGUGGUUCGCGAAAUAGUGAAGAAGGUUCUUCGUUCAGCAAAAUCGAUUUCCGCAUCUCCCAGGAAGUGCCGGGCUUCACGCCUGAGCAUCGCGGCAGCGUUUUCUUCGUGAUCGACAACCUGACCAAUCUGUUGAAUGACGACUGGGGUGUGCUGGAGCAAGCUUCGUUCCCUUACGGCGUAACAGCGGAUCAGGUAGCGAACGGCCAGGCCGAACAGCGCAAUGGUCAAACAUCGCUGUGGACGAUGCGUUUCGGCUUACGCUACGAGUUCUAA